Messenger RNA from Mesorhabditis belari, 426 nucleotides. The record is from the annotation of a GenBank genome assembly. Lineage: Eukaryota; Metazoa; Nematoda; Chromadorea; Rhabditida; Rhabditidae.
AUGCGAGCGAUUCCCGGAGCUACUCGACGAUCUUCGAGAUUUCCGGUGUCAUUUCGAUCGUUCACGACUUUCACGACUUUCUGGCCAUUUUCCUCCUUUACCGGGCCCGAUGCUGAGGAAAUAUUUGGUGAUUCGAUGCGGAAGCGUUUCCUACUCGAUCCCCGAUACAUCUACUCGAUGAACACGGUCUUUUGCUGGAUCGAGCAACUAUUUGAUGCUGUGGACUAUUUGAAGCGAAACGACACAAUCCACCGAGACAUAAAGCCGGAAAACAUCUUUGUGACCGAGGAUUUUGCUUUGAAGCUCGGUGACUUUGGAAGCAACAAGAUCAGUGAAAUGACUUGUGCUGGCACUUUCGUUGGAACGUUUCGAUAUAUGAGCCCUCCACAGAGUGAAGAGAUGGCGAGAAGUUCGACGAUGGAGGUU